Molecule: messenger RNA, 1174 nt
Organism: Arvicanthis niloticus (Nile rat)
Lineage: Eukaryota; Metazoa; Chordata; Mammalia; Rodentia; Muridae
Gene: Cldn16
Product: claudin 16
Cellular component (GO): membrane; bicellular tight junction
Molecular function (GO): structural molecule activity
Source: RefSeq, a predicted model, not a curated record
ACAGGCCUCUGCAACUAUCGUUUCACCUUAGCCCACAGUCAAGGCUGCUUCCCCCACGUACCACGAUGUGCUCAGUUCUUCCCCUGCCCUGGCUUCUGAUUGGGAGCCUGGCCGCUGGAUAGUGACCUCCAGGACCCUCGCGUUGGUACAACCUGUUUAUACAAUUCUUCUGAAGUUUAAGGUGACUGCAAGAGGGCUGUGAGGAAACGUGAAAGACUGGGCACUAUCAUCCCAGGUACCGGCUACAGAGACCAAUAGCAACAGACGCCAAUAGCAUCAGAAGCCAAUAGCAUUCCAGCUGCACUGGCAUCUGCCCAUGUGUCCCUUCCCAACGGGCUGCUUGCUGCCAUGAAGGAUCUUCUUCAGUACGCUGCCUGCUUCUUGGCCAUUUCCUCCACUGGGUUUUUGAUUGUGGCCACCUGGACAGACUGUUGGAUGGUGAACGCUGAUGACUCUCUGGAGGUGAGCACUAAAUGCAGAGGCCUGUGGUGGGAGUGUGUCACAAACGCUUUUGAUGGGAUUCGUACCUGUGAUGAGUACGACUCCAUAUAUGCAGAACACCCCUUGAAGCUGGUGGUGACCCGAGCACUGAUGAUCACAGCUGACAUUCUAGCUGGCUUUGGAUUCAUCACCCUGCUCCUUGGUCUUGACUGCGUGAAGUUCCUACCCGAUGAGCCACAAAUCAAAGUCCGACUCUGCUUUGUUGCAGGAACCACAUUACUCAUCGCAGGUACCCCAGGAAUCAUUGGUUCUGUGUGGUAUGCCGUGGAUGUUUACGUCGAACGCUCCUCUCUGAUUUUACACAAUAUAUUUCUUGGGAUCCAAUAUAAAUUCGGUUGGUCAUGCUGGCUUGGAAUGGCUGGGUCUUUGGGUUGCUUUUUGGCAGGAGCUCUCCUCACCUGCUGUUUGUACCUCUUCAGAGAUGCUGGGCCUGAGAGGAACUACCCUUAUGCCAUGAGGAAGCCCUAUUCAACUGCAGGUGUGUCCAUGGUGAAGUCUUACAAGGCCCCUCGGACAGAGACAGCCAAAAUGUAUGCUGUAGACACCAGAGUGUAAAAUCUGCCAAAUAUUAAUAAUCUGUGUUCCUGUGUUGCUUAAUUACUUAAAUCAAUGUGUUCAAGUUAAUAAAAUAAAUGAUCGACUUUGGAACAUUUAUUUACAUUUCUGAUUCAAA